AUGCAGAAAUCUCCUGCCAAAAUGACUUUCAGAAAUCUUCAGCAUCUGCUGCAAGAAGUAUCAAGCUUGGAACAUGGUGGGAACUUGAUCUGCUACCCGUUAGGAAAUACCGAAGCCCCAACCACUUGCACCUACAAGCAACUCGCCGAACAUGCGCAACUCGCCUCCUGGUCCCUCCGUGCAAGCCCCAUCGCUGCUGGACUCACUCCCGGCUGUCCGGUUCUCCUGCACUUCGAUGCACACUGGGACACGAUCGUGUGGUUUUGGGCUGUAAUGCUGGCGGGGUGCGUGCCAGUCAUUUCCACAACUCUUCCGAACGAUCCCUCACUGCGCAUGACACACUUGGCCCAUUUAUCGAAGGUGUUCGGGGAGCCGCUGUGUUUGACUCGCAACAACCUGGUCUCUGAGUUCAGUCAGCAGCCUUCCAUCAAGACCGUGGCAGUCGAUGCACUGGAUCAGAAGACUGCCCAUCCGAUGGUGGAUUUCACUGAAUCCGAGCUGAGUGACACGGCAGUCAUGAUGCUUACUUCGGGCAGCACGGGCAAGUUCAAGGCUGUUUGUCUCAGCCACGGACAGAUUCUCGCUGUCCUGACUGGGAAAUUGUCUGUCGUGGCUCUCCAUGGGGAGAGUUUUAUGAACUGGAUUCGAUUGGACCACGCCGCUUCGCUCGUUGAGAUUCACCUGCAGGCCAUGUUUGCGCUCAAGGACCAGGUUCAUGUCCACAGUACCGAUGUGCUGUCUGAUCCCAUCAAGUUCGUGGACCUGAUCGAUCGACACAGAGUCACCAGGACGUUUGCUCCAAACUCUUUCCUGGCAAAGCUUCGUGGCACCUUAUCUGAGGUGACCCCAUCCGGCACGGCAAAUGGUUUCUCGCGUCGCUGGGAUCUUAGUUGUCUCAACUAUGUGGCGUCAGGAGGUGAAGCAAAUGUGACCAAGACCUGCAACGAGGUUUCGAAGCUGCUUUCCCACUAUGGCGCCCCCCGAAAUGUCCUCGUUCCCGGCUUUGGCAUGACCGAGACCUGCGCCGGGGCGAUCUUCAACACAAACUGCCCCCAAUAUGACAUUGACCAUAAAUUGGAGUUCACCUCGGUGGGAACCUGUAUGCCAGGGAUUGAAAUGAGAAUCACAGGUGGUUCAAAUGUCUGCGCUUCUCCCGGAGAGAUCGGUAACUUGGAGCUUAAGGGCAAGACGGUCUUCAAGGAAUAUUUCAACGACAGCAAAUCGACACUGGAAUCAUUCACCAGUGACGGGUGGUUCAAGACGGGCGACCGGGCCUACAUCGAUCGCGACACAGGAUAUCUGACCUUGACAGGCCGACUGAAGGAAACAAUGAUCAUCAAUGGAAUCCAUUACAGUCCUUACGAGAUUGACAGCUUGCUCGAUCGCUCCGAUAUCCCCGGUCUCACGCCUAGCUUCAACUGUUGCUUCUCUUCUUUCCCGUCUGGUGCGGACACUGAAAUGGUCUGUUUGGCGUAUCUUCCCACCUACAAGCCGGAGGACAUGGUGGCGCGCGUGCGAACCACCGAAGCCAUUUCGAAAGUUGUCAUGAUGGCCACCGGAUCACGCCCAGAAAUCAUUCCCUUAAAUGAAGCCUUGCUUCAAAAAUCCGCACUUGGCAAGGUGUCCCGACAGAAGAUCAAAACCAGUUACGAGAAAGGCGAGUACAGAUCUUUCCAGGAGAUGAACAGAGAGAUGAUCCGACUCUACUACAAAGCUGUCCGCACUCCCCCGGAGACCAAACUCGAGCGUCAGAUUCUCGAGGUGUAUAUUGAGUCGUUGGGACUGGGCGAGGAGGGAUUUGGGGUGGAAACCCCAAUCUUCGAUGUGGGAAUCACCUCCAUGGAGUUGAUCAAGCUGAAGAAGGACCUCGAAAAUAAGAUUGACAUCGGUCAGGAACUGCCACUAACGGCUGUCAUGACCAGCUCCACGGUUCGUGAGCUCCACAGGGCGCUGCAGGAGCUCCAGGCUCCCCGGGAGUAUAGCCCUUUGGUGACUCUGCAGGACAAGGGUACGAAGGCGCCUCUCUGGCUGGUCCACCCUGGUGCGGGUGAGGUCUUAGUUUUCCUCAACCUUGCGAAGUACAUGAAGGAUCGACCGAUCCAUGCUCUGCGUGCGAGGGGAUUCAAUGAAGGUGAAACGCCAUUCUCUACCAUCGAUGAAACCGUGAACAGCUACUACAAUACCGUCAAAAAGCAACAACCCGAUGGACCGUAUGCACUAGCCGGAUACUGUUAUGGCGCCAUGAUCGCUUUCGAGGUAGGAAAGCUCCUGGAAAAGAACGGCGAUGAAGUCAAGUUUGUUGGAGCCUUCAAUCUGCCACCACACAUCAAGCUGCGCAUGCGUGAUCUCGAUUACCGAGAGUGUCUGCUUCAUCUCGCAUACUUCUUGAGUCUCAUGACAGAAGAGCGAUCAAGGGAGCUGGCGAUCGAACUCAAGGGUUUUUCCAGGGAAGAGGUCUUCGACGGGGUGAUGAAGCACUCAUCGCCGGAUCGCUUGGCAGAGCUCUCGUUCUCCAAGCCCAGCUUGGUACGAUGGGCCUCCCUUGCCUAUGUGCUGCACAGCAUGGCAGUUGACUACGACCCCUCGGGGUCUGUGGCCAGCAUUGAUGUUUUCUGGUGCACCCCAUUAGCUAUCGCGGCAUCGACAAAGGAAGAAUGGUUGAAUGAACAUCUCAGUAAGUGGCAAGACUUCUCCCGGGCCGAGACUGGCUUCCACGAAGUUCCCGGUCGACAUUACACGAUGCUGUUGCCGGAACAUGUGUUUGAGUUCCAGAAGAUCUUGCGAGGUGUUUUGGAGGCUCGAGGAAUUUAG
Messenger RNA from Penicillium olsonii, 2811 nucleotides. NCBI's taxonomy places the organism in Eukaryota, Fungi, Ascomycota, Eurotiomycetes, Eurotiales, Aspergillaceae. The record is from the annotation of a GenBank genome assembly.